Molecule: messenger RNA, 606 nt
Organism: Drosophila biarmipes
Lineage: Eukaryota; Metazoa; Arthropoda; Insecta; Diptera; Drosophilidae
Exons: 1
Coding region: 73-573 (166 amino acids)
Source: RefSeq, a predicted model, not a curated record
CAAAAUUGAAAAACUUUUAAAACAGUUGCUUCCAAUGUCGCAGCACUCAGUAUUGUUCGGAACGUUGAUGAAAUGCGUGCUUUGUGUGUUCUAAGUCUGAUCGCUGGCUUGGGUAUAGCCUUGAUUUCUACAGAUCCCUUAAACGAAUCAAGCAACCCAAAAGAGAUAAAGCCGAUCAAUAGAACGGAAAUAGAUGAAAUUAUUAAGAACUGGCAGUUGCUCGAAAAGCUAGCCAACGAAACAUUGUAUUCACCAGAUCCAACUAGUCGGGAUCCAACCACAUUGGAAACACAGGAGCCAACUGAAGAGGAUACGAAGAAUCCCACUGGCGAGGAAACUCAAGAACCCACAGGGGAGGAGAACGAAGAACCACAUGUUAUACACGGAGCAGAUGGAGAGUUCUAUGUUGUGGAGGAGGAGGAAGAGGAGGAUGGGGCAACUCUGGAUAAGCCCACUGAAGCCCAACCAGUUAACUUCCUCAAAUACCCCAAGCAUGCACCCGAUUUCAAGGCCUAUCCGAGGUUCGCGAUCCUCAGAAAUAGUUAUGUGCACCACAUGAACCUCGAUUUUUAGAGAACCUAACAAAAUAAAUGAUAAUGACGUGUU